AUGACAUCCAACGAAAAAACACAUUUACAUACCUUUUUAUCACCAAUACAAGAAGUGCAAGAGCCGCAACCAUUACAAGAAACAACAUCAUUGCAACAACAUGAACAAGAAGCGUUACCACCAUCAUCAUCGAUUAUUUCCAAUAUAUCACUAUCUUCUAAUAUUGAACAACAAGCAGUAUCAACCACCUCUACCGCAGAGUUCACUUUUAGACCCCAUUUUUUUCCUUCUUCAUCGAAUGUACAAGAUACCAAUUCUUCUUUAGAUUCUUCGACAGCAACAAAAAUAGCCAAAACAGCUGUUGCAAUUAAAAGUACUAACUUACUAUUAGAUAGUAAUAACAAUACACCGGAACCAUCAUCUUCAUUAAAUGUAUUUUCACAACCACUUUUUAGAAAUAAAUCAACUCGAGUUUCUUUUAAAGAAUUUCAAAAAAACGCGUCAUCAAAUUUAUUAUUAUCUACCGAUGCUAAUACCAAUAUCAAUUCUAUUAAAUCAAAACUUCAUUGUUAUGAUGGUGAUGACGUUGCAAUUGAAAAUAGUCAAGAAAAAAGUUAUAUUUCUGAGAAGAAUGAUUCUAAAUCUUGUACUCCUACAAUUGAAAAAAACAAUGUUCCAUCAACAUUAUUAUCAUCACAGCAGAAUCAAAUACAAAAUUUGGAAUCUACAAAACAAGAUUCCACGAAUUCCACACAAUCUAAAACAACGGAUUCCACAAACUCUAAAAAUUCAACAAAAUCCACAGAAAUUUCAACAAAAUCUGGUACCACAAAUUCAAAAGUUGCAAAAUCGUUAUUAACAAAAAAUAAUAAUGUCUACAGUGCAUCAUCAUUGACAACAGCAGAAAAAUCUGCUGCAAUUAGAAAAGUUAUUUUUACUUCUCAAGAUUUUUCAAAAAAAUUAGCAUCAUCACAAAAUAAUUCUUUGAAUAAACAACAAUUAGAGAAUUUGGCAAAUGCUGGAUUGAAUGACGAUGCAGAUUUGAAUAUCGCUCCAGACCUUGAUGCUGAUAAGGAGGAUACUGAUAAUUCACCAAUUAUAAUUGAACAAAAAAAUAACAAUAUCGAAAAAUCUUCUGCUACUAAAGCAUCUACCUCCAUUCUCACUUCUGUUUCUGACUUUCCCUUUAAUUCUAAAAUAACAGAAAUCUACAAUAAAGUAGAAAACAUCAAUAAUAAUCCCAUUGACAACAGUAACCUCAUCAAUAAUAAUAACUCUACCAACAAUGAUUCUAUCGAUAAUCCUGCAAAUAAUUGUAAGAAUAUAAAAAAUCAAAAUCAAUCCAAUAACAAUAUUAAUAAUAAUAAUAUUGAGAGUUUGAAAUUAUUCGAUGAAUUGGAUUCAAUUGUAACUUCUAUUUAUAAAUGGAAAGAAGAAGUCAACAAAAAAGACAGUUUUAUUAAAAACCUUCAAGGUGAAAUAAAUUCCUUAAAUAAUUCACUAAAAAGACGUGACAAUUCAUUAACAUUAUACCGAGAUCGUGCUGAUAUUGUAGAAUCAAUUGUUAAACGUCAGUUAGAUAGUUCAGAUAACAAUAAUCGACGAAUUGAAGCAAUCAAAUCAAGGUUUGCUUUAUUUAAAAACACCCUUACCAAGAUAAAUAAAAAAUUUGAUGAAUUAUAUGAUCAAAAGGGGAAAUUCAGAGAUAAGAUUGAUUCUAUAAAAAAAGAAUUUCAAAAUUUAUCUUUUCAACAUCAAAUUACCAUAAAAAACCAUUCGUCAAUCUCAAAAACAUAUCAAGAACAAAUAACUCAAACUAAUGAAAUAAAUAAACAACUUACACAAGCUAGUGCACAAACUAACGAAGUAAUAAAUCAAUUUCGAAAAGACUUGCAACAAAACGACUUGAAAAAUUCUCUACUUACAUCUGAAUUAGAAACUAGCAAACUAAAGGUAGAAAGUUUGUCGAAUGAUUGCGAAAUAUUAAAAGCGACACAUUCAAAAGAACUUCGUGCCAUGAUGAUGUCUUUACAACACAGUGAAGAAUCUUGUAAGAAUUAUUUAGGAAUUAAUAAAGAAAAAGAAGAAAAAAUUUCUUCUUUAUUAAUUGAAACAAAACGGUUUCAACAAGAAUUGGAAUUUGCUAAAAAAGAUAUUGAAAAAUUGGAUAAAUUUGUUUCAGAGAAAGAAGAAAGAAUAUCUUUAUUAUGCAAUGCAGAAACAGAACGAGAUAAACUAAAGAUAGAAUUGGAACAAACAAAUAUCAAUGGUAAACGAGAUAUGGAAGUACUUCAACAUGAAUUGGAAAAAUUGCGAGCUCAAAUAACAAUUAAUCAUCAACGAUUUGACACGGAAUUACGCGAGGAAAAAUAUCGCUUACAAACAGAAUUUCUAAAAGAACGUACUCAAUUAGAAUCAGAAUGGCGCGGUCAACGUGCUGAACUUGAGUCACAAGCCAGAGAAGAACGAGCGCAACGAAGCCGCUUAGAUUCCGAGUUUCGUGAAAGUAAAUCGGAAAGAUAUAGGUUAGAGGCGGAAUUAAAUGAUUCUCGUCAUAAAAUUGAUGAAUUAUUUCAAAUUAACAAUAGUGAUAAAUUAAGGAUUUCACAAUUAGAAACUCAAUUAGGUGAUGUUUUGCGACGAAAUUCUGACAGAAGAUCAGUUUCUAUAGGAACAUCGGAUUAUCCUGAUUUGGAUCUUCAAGAUCAAUACAAGAAACUUGAUUUAGAAUUGGAAAAAGAGAAAACCAAUCGAGCUAAAGAAAUUAAAGAGCUUAAUGCUGAUUUAGAAAAUUGGAAGUCUAAAUCUGAUAAGUUUGAAACAGAAAUGUCAUCUCUAAUCAUCGAACAUGAAGAACUAAAAGUUGCAAAUAAUAAUUUACUUUUAGAAACUGAUAAUUUAAAACUUAGGCAAAAAGUUGCGAUGGAUCAAGUUUUAAAGCAAUCUGCUAUUUAUUACCAAGAAUCCGUAAAAAAAACAGCCAUCGAGCAUACCAGUGAAAUUAAUAAACGCGAAAUUUUAAUUAAAAACCUUGAAGUUAAAGAAAAAUCAUUAACUGAUAAAAUAGAGUCACUCAAAGUCAAACUUUGCAAAUUGGAAGCCAAUGAAAAAUCUUUAAUGAAACAACUUAAUCUAAAUAACAAACAUAAUGUAAAUGGAGACUUAAAAUCAAUUAGCGAAUCAGCUCAACAAGAAAUUGCUGAACUAAUGAAUCCUCAAGUUUCCAAUUUUAUAUCACCAAUGAAUUUUCUAAAUGAUGAUGAAAGUAAUGAAUUUGACACAUUAAACAAGAAAUCUAUUAAACAUUCGUCGUCGAUAGUUAUGUCAAAAGCAUCAAAUGAAUCUUAUGGAAUUUCCUGCCAACAUAUUUUAUCAUUAACCGAAAUUAACAAGAUG
Molecule: messenger RNA, 3336 nt
Organism: Entrophospora candida
Lineage: Eukaryota; Fungi; Glomeromycota; Glomeromycetes; Entrophosporales; Entrophosporaceae
Source: the annotation of a GenBank genome assembly